UAUAGGAAAGAAAAAACGAGCAAAGCUAAUGCAACACAAACUAACAACAAGCGAAAACUGUCUGCAACUGAAGAAGUAAAACACAAAGCAAUCAGUCGGUGCAUGAACUGUAUAUAUACUGGUGGCUUAAAGGAGCUUGGGUGUAUGGAAGUAGGAUCAGUGGCUGAUGAAACGAAAGAGUUCAAGGAUGCAUGUAUGAAGAUACCAGUCAUCAUGAAGGACAUGCUGUGUGAAAUUGUGGAAAGAGCACCAAAUCUUGUACGACGUGUGCACAUGAUAGGAUAUAUGAUUAUUGGUAAGCAAUAA
Molecule: messenger RNA, 306 nt
Organism: Zychaea mexicana
Lineage: Eukaryota; Fungi; Mucoromycota; Mucoromycetes; Mucorales; Lichtheimiaceae
Exons: 1
Source: RefSeq, a predicted model, not a curated record